Spodoptera exigua (beet armyworm) is the source of this 300-nucleotide messenger RNA. NCBI's taxonomy places the organism in Eukaryota, Metazoa, Arthropoda, Insecta, Lepidoptera, Noctuidae. The record is from the annotation of a GenBank genome assembly.
AUGGCGUCUCAUUGUGGGCCAUUAUUAAUGAAUCUGCCACCCCGCGCUCCCGACACCGCACCCGCCCGAAAGCCAAAUAACAGUGACAACAUUGCGAGUCACCAAGUCUGCUCCACUUCGGUAGUAGCCCGCGGUCUGAGACGGAAGUGCAAACCCUUAUCGUGGAUCGACACACAAGUAAUAUCGGCAAUCGUCAAGGGCGACGGCGACGACGGCGGCGGCGAGGCGGCGCGACUCGCCCGUGGAGCGUCGCGUGCGGCGCCGCUAAUGGAUAUUGAUGGCUAUGGCGCGACUAAUUAA